Solanum stenotomum is the source of this 714-nucleotide messenger RNA. RefSeq lists its product as uncharacterized. Lineage: Eukaryota; Viridiplantae; Streptophyta; Magnoliopsida; Solanales; Solanaceae. The record is from RefSeq and is a predicted model, not a curated record. The transcript is spliced from 2 exons. The coding region runs from base 1 to 714 and encodes 237 amino acids.
AUGGGAAGAGUGAAGACAAGCAAAACAACCAAGAGAAAAAAAAACAACCAGCAACAACAGGAGGAGAAGGAACAAAUGCAGUCAAAUAAGCAAAUAAAAAAAAAGGAAGCAACUGAUAACAACAACACUCAAAAGGAAGAACAAUGGCAAACUCAGACCAGGAGGAAGAAUAAGAAUCACACCCAAAACCAUGACCAAGGUAAUACAAUACACUCACAGGAACAGGCACAACAGACCAAAGCAAACUAUGCACAACAGCAAAUGCAGGAAUCAAGUAUGAAGCUCAAACCUUCUGAUACUAAGCAGUUGAAAUCUAAUGCGCAUAUCCUACCAUCCCCAACCCCUGUAAUUGUUGUUGAUGAUCAUUGUGUUGAAAAUGAGACCCCUUCCCCUGAAAUCCCCUUUGUUGUGACUGAGGAAGUUAAUGGAGGGAGGAUGGUUGUGAAGGAGAAACAUACUAACAUGCAGGAAGGGGAACCUAAAGGGAGGGAAUUGUCUCAUGUUAUGCAUGAGAACCCUUUGAUUGACCAUAGGAGUGACCUUCAAACCCCUGCUACCACUAAAAAAAACCUGCAAAAAACUGUUAGAGGUCAAGAGAUUGAUGAGUAUGAUGUUGAGCAUUCAGAAGAUGAAGUGGAUGUUGACAACCAGCCACUUAAUAUUCAGGAUGAGGAUGAUGAAACUAGUGAACUAUUGAUCAAAGCUUUGUCCUAG